AUGCCCGCUCCACUCUCCUCACGCGCCCGCGCGCCUGCCUCGACCCCCAAAGCCGCCCGCGAUGCGCAUCCUCCCACCAAGAAGGCCAAGCUGUCGCAGCCUGCUGGCCUCAAGUCGUUGAUCAAUGGAACACCAAACAAGAAGCCCGCUGUCAGUGCAAAGACGAACGGCGUGAGGAACGACCGGAAAGGCAGGGUUGACGAAGCCACCGCUGUGGUGAGCGGGGGUUACGCUGGUCAUGGUGACGUCGACAUGGAUGCGGUGCCAGAGAUUAUCCAGAUAUCUAGCGCGGAAGAGGACAGCGACGACUCGAAUUCUGAAGACGAGGAUUCGGAUGCAGGUUCAAAAGACGUCGUCCCCGCGGCAAAUGGCCAAAACGGCCUAGAUCGGCCUAUUGAAGAUGGCACUGCGGAGCCUGAAGAGCUGUCUUUUGGCGAGCGUCUCAAGGCACAAGAACCAGAAGCUGAACCAGUCCGCGAACCUCGAGUUGUCCAUGUCGAGUCUGCGUUUGUCGGUGCCGACGCUGACGCCCGCGAGCUUGCGACCGCGUCCAUCCGCCGACCGUUGGCUGCACCGUCUGCGACUUCGUUAAGCACAGUGCUUACUCAAGCUCUGCGGACCAACGACCAAGAGCUCCUCGACUCCUGUCUGCGCGUAAACGAUGUCGACACGAUAUACUCCACCAUCGAACGCCUGCCUUCCCCGUUGGUUGGUGCUCUCCUACAGAAACUCGCUGAACGGUUACACAAGAGGCCUGGACGGCCCGGUAUGCUAAUGGUGUGGGUCCAAUGGUCGCUUGCAACACAUGGUGGAUACCUUGCGACUCAGUCAAACUUGAUCAAGCAAACAGCGACGUUGACCAAGGUCCUCACUCAGCGAUCAACCGGUCUGCAGCCGUUAUUGUCACUCAAGGGCAGACUGGAUAUGCUCCAGACACAACUGGAACUCCGACGAAGAAACCAAGAGAGGGCUGCGAAGGAUGACAUGGAUGAGGCGGUGAUUUACGUUGAGGGAGAGGAAGAGCCAUCAUCGGAUGAGGACGAGGCAGACGACUCGGACGUUGUUAUGGAAGAUUCACGAAAGCGGUCGCAGCGAGACGUUGACGAUGAGGUCGAGAGCUCUGUGGACGGAAUGCCGACCACCAUGGAGGUAGACGAAUUGUCGGAAGAAGGAAGCGAAGAUUCCGAGGAUCUCAUCGACGAUGAAGCAGAAGAGACAGAUGAUGAUUCUGGUGAGGACUUGUCCGGGCCGGACGAGGAGCUAGACGGCGAAGAAGUCUCGGAGAGCGAAGAGGAGGCGAAACCGGAACGGCGAUCGACAGCCGCCCGCGCAGGCCUCUCACGAAGACGUUAA
Molecule: messenger RNA, 1353 nt
Organism: Didymosphaeria variabile
Lineage: Eukaryota; Fungi; Ascomycota; Dothideomycetes; Pleosporales; Didymosphaeriaceae
Gene: UTP5
Product: Small subunit (SSU) processome component
Exons: 1
Coding region: 1-1353 (450 amino acids)
Biological process (GO): maturation of SSU-rRNA from tricistronic rRNA transcript (SSU-rRNA, 5.8S rRNA, LSU-rRNA)
Cellular component (GO): nucleolus
Source: RefSeq, a predicted model, not a curated record